UUUCUUUCGUGCUGUUUGAGGUCGGACAUUUUUUUCAACGCACUUCGCUGAGACUUGUUUACAAAUAACAGCUGUCUGAAACUCACCGCAGUAUAGAUGUUGUGUAUUUCGCCACAUAAUGGAAGAGGAACUGUAAAUAUUGCCCCUGAGAGAUAUUCUCUUCGAGACCAAGCCUGACAGGCUUGGUGUCGUGUCGGCCAGUCUCAUGGCGGAGGGACGCACCAAGCUAACACUGAGGCGCCUGGAGGCUCCCAUUCACAAGUUCAUUAAAGUGGCUCUACCAACUGACCUCGAACGACUUCAGAAACACCACAACAACAUCCUGAAGUACCAGCAAAGCCAACAAUGGGGCCGUCUUCAUCAGGAGCACAUAAAUGCCAGCCGAACAGUUCAGCAACUGCGAGCCAACAUCAGAGAGAUGGAAAAGCUGUGCGGCCGCGUCCAAGCAGAAGAUGCGGCAGCUCUGGAGAAGCUCGUCAAGCCGGUCAAGGACCGGGCGUCGGCCGCCACGCGAGACUUCCUGCAGUUACACUCCAACGCUGCCCUUCAGGUCACGCCUUUGCCACCACCUGACUUUGCUCUGCCAUCCGGUCGGGGGCCCAGCACUCAACAUGCUGGUGACGACAUGGACGAGGAGUCCGUUUCUGGCUGGCAAAUCCACACCCAGCUGCCAGAGAUACCUGUGGAAGAGAGUGCUGCCGAGUCUUGGGAUAACCUGGAAGAGGACCUGAGGCAGCUGAGUGGUUUGGUCUCUAGCUUCUCUGUGCUUGUCCAUUCCCAGCAGGAGAAGAUUGACAGCAUUGAGGACAACGUCAACACGGCCGCUGCCAAUGUGGAGGAGGGGUCCAAGAGCCUGGGGAAGGCGGUGGGAUACAAGUUGGCCAUCCUGCCUUUGGCUGGAGCACUCAUCGGCGGAGCGUUAGCCGGCCCGCUCGGCCUGCUGAUUGGACUGAAAACCGCGGGAGCAGCAGCCGUUGGGGGCGGGGCCCUGGGCUUCGCGGGCGGCAACCUGGUGAAGAAUCACCGUAAAAACUUGCUGACGUUGCAGAUGAAGCAGUUGACGGUGCCGCCAUCCGACGUUCGGUCAAGCAAGGAUAAGUGACAGACGGUCGGCCUUGUGUUCCUUGCUUGAUUAAUCAAGACUGCGAGCUGUUAACUACGGAUGCGAAUCCGUUUGCGUACAGGACGUACGUAACGAUCCUCUUUUGUGCUGACAGUUGUGUGUUCAGCCUCAUGUUAUAUAUAAAAUGGGAGACACCAUGGACACUUUUAGAGACCCUCUCUCCUGGAAGAACUACUGUCUGUUUUGUCAACUUUUACAUGAUCUCAUGAGAUCCGUUACAAGAGCUGUGUAAAAAAUAAAAUAAA
Molecule: messenger RNA, 1368 nt
Organism: Hippocampus zosterae (dwarf seahorse)
Lineage: Eukaryota; Metazoa; Chordata; Actinopteri; Syngnathiformes; Syngnathidae
Gene: stx17
Product: syntaxin 17
Exons: 7
Coding region: 206-1102 (298 amino acids)
Biological process (GO): intracellular protein transport; vesicle fusion; exocytosis
Cellular component (GO): plasma membrane; autophagosome membrane; SNARE complex
Molecular function (GO): SNAP receptor activity; SNARE binding
Source: RefSeq, a predicted model, not a curated record